AAUGCUCUACAACUAUUAACUGAUGUUUUUCUGCUUUUGUUUUCCCAGACCACAUUUGCUUUUGACUCAAGAUGAUUUGAUGUCUUGUAAUAAAACUCUCAUUAACCAUGAUGGCUACACAGACAUUAAGUAUAGACAGCUAUCAAGAUGGGCAACAAAUGCAAGUAGUAACAGAGUUAAAAACGGAGCAAGAUCCUAACUGCUCUGAGCCUGAUGCGGAAGGAGUGAGCCCUCCCCCUGUGGAAUCCCAGACGCCAAUGGAUGCAGACAAGCAGGCCAUUUAUAGGCAUCCGCUGUUCCCACUGUUAGCUUUGUUGUUUGAAAAAUGUGAGCAGUCUACCCAGGGCUCCGAAGGCACCACUUCGGCCAGUUUUGAUGUGGACAUUGAAAACUUUGUCAGGAAGCAGGAGAAGGAAGGAAAACCCUUCUUUUGUGAAGAUCCGGAAACCGACAAUUUAAUGGUAAAAGCAAUCCAGGUUUUGCGUAUUCAUCUUCUUGAGCUAGAAAAGGUUAAUGAACUCUGCAAAGAUUUCUGCAGCCGAUACAUUGCUUGUCUUAAAACGAAGAUGAACAGUGAAACUCUGUUGAGUGGAGAACCCGGAAGUCCAUAUUCCCCCGUACAAUCCCAGCAGAUCCCGAGUGCCAUCACGGGCACACUCAGCCCCCAGGGCAUCGUGGUGCCUGCGUCCGCCCUGCAGCAGGGAAACGUAACCAUGGCAACAGUGGCAGGUGGCACAGUUUACCAGCCUGUAACGGUGGUCACUCCCCAAGGUCAAGUAGUGACGCAGGCGCUGUCUCCGGGGACGGUUAGGAUCCAGAAUUCACAGCUUCAGCUGCAGUUAAAUCAGGAUCUCAGCAUCCUGCAUCCAGACGAUGGCUCAUCUAAGAAUAAGCGGGGCGUCCUGCCGAAGCACGCGACAAACGUGAUGCGGUCGUGGCUCUUCCAGCACAUCGGGCACCCCUACCCUACGGAGGAUGAGAAGAAACAGAUCGCUGCUCAGACGAAUUUGACACUACUCCAAGUUAACAACUGGUUCAUCAACGCCAGACGACGGAUUCUCCAGCCCAUGUUGGAUUCCAGCUGUUCAGAAACUCCAAAAACAAAGAAAAAAACUGCUCAGAACAGGCCAGUCCAAAGGUUCUGGCCCGACUCCAUCGCAUCAGGGGUUGUCCAGGCACCGCCGAGUGAGCUCACCAUGUCAGAAGGAGCCGUGGUCACAAUCACGACACCCGUGAACAUGAACGUGGACAGCCUGCAGUCUCUGUCCUCGGACGGGGCCACCCUGGCGGUGCAGCAGGUCAUGAUGGCGGGCCAGAGCGAAGACGAGUCUGUGGACAGCGCAGAGGAUGACGGGGGCGAGCUCACCACCACCCACAUCAGCGGGCUGGUCUUGGAGAACAGCGACUCCCUGCAGUAGGCCAGGCGCAGACUCACCUGACUUUUUACAGUUUGCACAGCAAACGUUUUACACGAGUUUUAUUUCUAAUAUGUUUUAUAUGUAGAUAUAGAAGAGUGCCCUUUUGUAUUUCAUAGUAAGCUUAAAGAGCGUCUUUGCUGGUUCAGCGACUUCUUUCAAAUGUGUGUGUAUGAGUGUGAGUGCGUGCGUGUGUGUGUGUGUGUUUAAAUUUAAGAAAAUUCUUUAAAGGUUUAACGCCAGGAACGCGGUGAAUGAGACGCCCAGGGCCGGUAGAUUGAGGGAGAGUGCUGCCGCGUCCUAUGGUUAUGCAGCCUGGCCUGGGCCCCGUGCUGACCGCAGGUCCUGUGGACCGGCUGACCUGUGUGCCCACGUGUUGGAAAGAAGCUCCCGCACCUGAGCUGCCAGCGCCAGGUGGGCGAUGCCCCAGAAACAGUGUGCGAGCUUGUGGUGAACGCGCGGUGGUCGGCAUAAGUUUAAUUUCUCUCGCAUUCACUGAGCCUGUUUCCUUUGCUAUAUAUGAAAAGAAACGCCUAUUUUUACCUUGCUGGAAUUAUUGGAUAAAAAAGCUAUUUUUAUAAAUUCGCUAUGAAUUGGAUUAUGACUAUAUUGAGGAUAAAAUUUCUAGAGAAGAAACAAUACGCGCGUAGUAUGUCAAUUUGGACCAAAUUUAGUGGGCCUGCCUGAAGUGAGCCAGCAUUCCGUGUUCUUCGCUGUCCCUGGGCGGGCAAUUACGUUUACUACCAGAAGAGAAACAACUGUUGGGUGCAGUUGCGGGCUGUCCCGUUUGCAGUUUGUAUACAGUGCUCAGAUGUGUCUCUCACUUGAUCUAAACACGUAUCUAAAGGUAUUUGCUAACAGGACUUCAGGUCAGGUAAGUGGAAAUGGUAGCCAGUAACCAGUUAAAAGCUCUUACCAUUCAUACUCUUUCAGUCUGAUUUAAAUCUGGCCACAAGUUAAUGGUAAUCUUUACCAUGUUGGCUGUGCAUGGUUUUAGAGUUUUGAAAUCAAUCAUAUGUUAUGCAUAGAAUGUUUAUUAUCAGCUAAUAGGAAGUGUCCUCUACCCUGUUGGUUCAGAGCUGGCGUAAAUAACAAAUGUCCAAACUUCUAUUACACAAUCACAGAUACCGACAAAGUGACAAGGAUGAAUUGAGCUGUGAGGAUGGGAUGACAAAGACUCCCCUCCUCUGGGUUCACCCACACUUGCCCUUGGCCCUGGUGUCACUAUUUUCUUAUAAUUUUUGCUUUGGAAUUUCCAGAGCCCUUCCCUCUGACUUGACCACGUGGGAUUUGGAAUACUCUCACAACUCUGCUUUCCUGGUGACAAAAUCAAACCAAACCCACUGCCGUCGAGUUGAUUUCAACUCUUAACAACCCUGUAGGACAGAGUAGAAUUGCCCUGUAGGGUUUCCAAGGCUGUAAUCUUUACAGAAGCAG
This is a messenger RNA of Trichechus manatus latirostris (Florida manatee), 2852 nucleotides long. It is a transcript of the gene PKNOX1, whose product is annotated as PBX/knotted 1 homeobox 1. Gene Ontology annotation, biological process: angiogenesis; regulation of transcription by RNA polymerase II. The coding region runs from base 108 to 1418 and encodes 436 amino acids. The transcript has 10 exons. Gene Ontology annotation, molecular function: RNA polymerase II cis-regulatory region sequence-specific DNA binding. NCBI's taxonomy places the organism in Eukaryota, Metazoa, Chordata, Mammalia, Sirenia, Trichechidae. The record is from RefSeq and is a predicted model, not a curated record.